UCGAUGCGUGUGCGCGCGCGCAAGGGUAUAAACGUAUUAAUAAGUGAUAACAGUAUCAUUGGCGUGCGUGUUCAGUACAUAUGCUAAUCAUGACUGGUGUAAGUUGUGCUUUUCUCUUUGUGCUAAUACAAGUAUUAGGAUCUAGUGCACAAAAUUUGAUAGUGAACACUACCCAAGGUGCAGUCAAAGGAUUUCUAAAUGAAAAUGGAGAUUAUUAUGCUUUCUACGGUUUGAGAUAUGGCGAAACCACUGCAAAGGAAAAUAGAUUUUUGGCCCCUAAACCUGCACCUCCGUAUCCUGGCUUAUAUGAUGCAAUUCACAAAGUCGACUGUUUACAACCAUCUAUCAAUGGACCAGAUGUAGGUAUCGAAGAUUGUUUAGCACUGGAUGUCUUCACAAAAAAUGAAACCGCUGGUAAACCUGUUUUAGUUUGGCUUGAAGGCGAAGGAUAUUUGUCAUCCAGAAUGACAUACUCCUUCAGGCAAUUGGUCAUGGAAGAUACCGUUGUAGUAUCAUUAAACUACCGCGUAUCCAUUUUCGGAUUUUUAUGUCUCGGUGUACCGGGAGCACCUGGAAAUGCUGGCCUUAAAGACGUCGUAUUAGGACUCCAGUGGAUUAAGGAAAAUAUAGCCAAUUUCGGAGGAGAUCCAAAUAACGUUGUACUUCUCGGACACGGCUCUGGAGCUGCAAUAGCAGAUUUGCUAACUUUAUCACCACUGUCACAAGGAUUAAUACAUAAAGUAAUUGCUCUUAGUGGAUCAGCAUUGGCACCCUGGGCUAUAUCUUACGACCCAAUCGGUUCUGCCGAAAUUGUAGCAGCGAAACUUGCUUACUCUGGAAAACCACUAACGGAUUUGGCAGAGUUAUUGAAAACCGUUCAAUUGGACGUACUAUUACAUACGCUUAACGUUGAAUUCACAAACAAUACUGUUCUAUUUGCCCCUUGUGUAGAGGAUUCCACACUAAAUAGCACUUUUUUGCACGAUGCCCCUGUAAACAUACUGAAGUCUGGUAAUUACAGCCAUGUCCCUUAUUUGGCUGCUUACACUGACAGAGAGGGAACGAUAAGAGCGAACGUAUUAAAUGAUUGGCGUCCCAAAAUGGAAGCGAACCUAAGUCAGUUUAUUCAAGCUGAUUUAGAAUUUGGCUCAGAAGAGAAUAGGACGAACGCGGUGGAUUCUAUACGUAAAUUCUAUUUUCGAAACACCACAAGCAUUGAUGUUGAAGAUUACCUAGACUUUCACGGAGACACCGCAGUUCGUAUAUCCGUCAUAAAAGGUGUACAGGCAAGAGCUGCGACCUCGAAGGCUGAGGUUCGUUUAUUAGAAUUCGCUUACAGAGGUUCAACAAAUGAAAACUGGCCUUAUCCAGCUGUACCAUUAAAUGGUGUGAAGCACGGAGGCAUCCUGGAAUAUUUGUUUGAUAUCAAUAUGAGUGAAGAGGGAGCGAAAGCGAUGGCCUCGCUUGUCAAACACUUUGUAACGUUUGCACGAACAGGAACACCCAGCUCCAACGCAUUCCCUGGACAACAAUGGCUACCACUCAAGAAUGAAGACUUGAACUACUACUAUUUCGGUGGAGCCUACAAUCAGCCGCACAUAGAAGAAUUGAAAAAGAACCCCCAUACUCAGAGAAUGGAGUUCUGGAAUGAUCUAUAUGACCGUUACUAUAAGGCUCCGAGUCGCGUGUCCUCUGCGCCCAAGUUCGCCGCUGGAGUUACAUUGCUGUUUUGUAUAGCCAUUCUUGCCAUUUUUUAACUUUUCUAUACUCAUUUUUUUUUGUAUUUAAAUAUGCUGUUGUUACUUAAUAAUGAUAGAUGUUUAUUAUAUUAUUAUACGAUAAGUAUUAUAAUACAUAUUAAUCUAAUUAGAUUAAUGACAAAGUAUUAUUUAGAGACUUAAGAUAGUAAAACUACAACAUACGUAUUUCUACACACGUUAUAUAUCGCUGUACAUAUUUUUAUGAAAUUUAAUGUGGCGACAACUCAGGGCUAACAUGUAGGGUACAUUUUAUCUUAUAGUUUACAUCCAAACACAUAGAUAUAAUGUAAAAAUUAUGAUAUUUACACAAUGAAAUUCAUUUUAGUUUAAUUAAUUUAAUUCCAUCAAUUAAUUAUUCGUAAAACGAAAGCAAUUCCAUAAGAUUUUUUAAUAAAAUCAUGCAAACAAUAUGACAAUGUGUAACUUCUGUCGAAAAAGCUUUGACACCAGUAUAUAAAUUACUGUAACAAUUACAAUGUAAAUCACUACAGUAGUUUCACAUGACGUAUUAAAAUAAGUUUCAUAAAAUAAAUUUUAUCAUACAUACAACUAAUUUUGUACUUUUAUAACUUUAAAAGGAAGACGUAACACAAAAAUGUAUAGCUAGUUAAAACAACAUUUUAUUAUAAUGAGCCAAAUUAAGUUUAACAUCCUAAAGAGACUUUUAAGUUAAUAGAUUAAUCCUACUAUACGAGUAUAGUAAAUAACUCUUUAUUGUACAUAAAAAAGGUAAUAUCAGAAUAACAAUUAAACAUAAUAGUGCACAAGAGCGAGUUUAUCUCUAAAAGAGAUUUCUUCCAGCAAACCCAAUAUGAGGUAAACUGACAGUUUAUACGUAGUUACAGGCAUAGAUGUGUACAAUACUCCUUUGUAUUAACUAUUCAAAUCGAUUUUGAAAUAUUAAUAACAUUUUUAAUAAUCUGCAAAUCUCGUUCAAGUCAUGCAAUACCACUACCAACUAUAUUCAUAAUUAUUAGGUAGCGCCGGCCCCUAGCCCUUGACCAGUUUAAAGCGAAUUUUUUUUUAUAUAACUUAGAAUGGCAAACAAGCUGACGGCCCACCUAAUGCAAAGUGGAAACCGUCGUCCAUAGACAUGAGCAGUACCAUGGACAUAACAGAGUAUACUGUUUCGCCCAUGAUACCCCCCAUGCGUUGCUAUUCCUGAGGACUCAGAUGUUAUUCCUCUGCGCCCUGUAAAUUCACGCCAUAUCCCACCUUUCAAACCGAAACACAGCCAUGCAAACACAACUGCUUUACGGUUGAAACACGAAUGGGACAGAGGUACCCAAGCAAACUACUUUUGUACAAAGUCUCCCUCUGGUGUCUUUGUCUUUUGCUCUAAACUUUAGUCAUGUCACAUGAAUUUCUACUUCGAGAUAUAGGAGAAUUAUAGAGGAAAGACUUGAUUGUUAGUUUGGUUUCUAAUGGACAUUUAUUUUUUAUUUCAAAUACCAACACUGCCCCAGAGCCUCUAAAAUGGUGUCAAAUUAAAUUUUGCGCCUAUAAUUGUUUUUCGCAUUUAGCUUUUUGGCGCUCACUAUCACGUGGCGUCUAGAGCAACUGCUUCGCUCUACCACAGGGCGGGCUCUUCAAUAAAGAGACUGACAAAUUAAGGAAUCGAGUGAAUGAGAGCAUUAUUUAUGUAAUCCCAUUUUUAAAAGCAACCAAAGUACGUUUUGUAUUAUGUAAUUAAAUUAAACCAAAUAAAAUCUAGUUUAAUGUAAUUAAAUUAAAUAUCACGUUAUUAAACUGAAUAUGGAUUAAUUAAAUUUAAUUAUUACAAAUUAUAAUGAGGUCGAUUAAUUACACCUAUCUUUUAAUCUAAUAUUUUAAUUUGAUAGUUUCACGAAAUGACUGUUUUAUAGAUCACUAUAAACUAAAUUUACGAGUAUAACAAUUUUGACUUAAAUAUAUUAGUAAAUUUAGUUUAUAUUGGUACUUAGAAUAAGAAUUUGCUAAUGUAUUAUAUAAUAUGAAAUUGAAAUUUUUAUUUUAGAGGUAUGUUUAAAGAAAUUACUCCUUUUAAUUGAAACCAAUCCAGUAUAUUACAAUGCAAUAUUGCAAUUAUAAUAAAUAACAACAAUAAGCUAAAGCAUUAUUAAUUAUGUAUUAUUAUGUUAUAUUACGUGGUAUGUUGUUGUUUUUAAUAAUUAAUUAUUACCGUUUAUUAUUAUUAUUUUUAUAUUAAAUAUUUGGAAUUUGAUAAAGAAAUUAUUAUCAUUUAUACUUUAUUGUACACAAAAAAUUACAAACAUACUAGUAUAAUUUAUAUUAAAUGAAGAUGUACAACAGGCGAGCUUAACUCUGUAAGAGUUCUCUUCCAGCAAACCCUGAGCAGUUCUAUCUAUACUAAUAUUAUAAAGCUGAAAAGUUUGUUUGUUUGUUUGAAUGCGCUAAUCUCAGGAACAACUAGUUCGAAUUAAAAUAUUUUUCUCAUGUUGGAUAGUCCAUUUAUCGAGGACGACUUUAGGCUAUAUAACAUCACGCUGCGACCAAUAGGAGCGAAGUAUCAGGUGAAAAACGUUGCAAAAACGGGGGAAAUUAUUAAUUCUUGAGGGCUUCCGUUGCGUGCGCUGCGAAAAUGGUUCAAGAUACGAAAAUUAUAUGUAUGAAAGAAUUAUUCCUCUUAAAAUGAUCUAAAAAAAAGUCCGCGACAGUAUAUGUCUAUCUUUUAACAUUGACUUACUGUAACAUUUUUUAUGGUAAUCAAAUUUGGUCGAAAUUAAUGCAUUAUUGCCAAUUAUUUGCCAAAGAGUUUUAUCAACAUAAUAUUAAUCCUUAUUAUAAUAAUAGAAAUUGACGCGGACGAAGUCGCAGGCAACAGCUAGUUAUUUAUAUAGUAAAGAAUUUUAAAAACAAAAGAGUUUUAUGUAUGAACGAUCUUAAUUUUGGACUGAAUUUACACAUAAAGGUUGUUAGACUUUGUCAUGGUGGAAGCUAGUGUUAUUUAAGUCAUGCAAUCCCCAUACAACUAUUCCCAUCUAUAUAUUACACAAUUUUCCGUAAGUAAAAAUAGUUCUUAUACUUCAAAUAGUAAGUCCAAACUUGUGUGACACAUGCUCCAAAAUGAUAUGUCAGUACUGUCGACGAAUUUAUACCCUGCUUAGCAUAAAAUAAGAUGCCCUUUCCCGUAACUCCUCUGAAUUGAGAUUCUGACAGACGUCAUAGGCUCCUAAGGGACAAAUUUAUAUGCGUAAAUCCUCGUGAAAAUACCAUCCCGAUCUCUCGAUCUCCAGUUCUGUCUGGGCGUUUUCUACCUUAUUACAUAAUGAUAAGGUGUAAAGUGAAAUAUGAGAUAUUUUAGAUGUGAGAGUAAAUCCGGUAUCGCAUCCAAAGUAAUAGCAUUGAUAUUGAAGGUUCAAGCGCCUAAAAAUAAUUUAGUGAUUUAAUUUUGCCAUCGAAUUGUCAAUUAGGAAUGCAUUUUACAAUAACUUCAUCAUCAUCAUCAUUUCACCCAUUAUCCAUCCACUGUUGGACAUAGGCCUCCCCAUAGAUAGCUAUAAGAAACGGCCCUAGACCACCUGUAUCCACUGACUCCCUGCAAUACAUUUGAAGUCAUUAUCUAGUGGGAAAUUGUCCUACACUGUUUGCCCGUAUGGGGUCGCCAUUUUAGAAGCUUACUUCCCCAUCGGUUAUCGGUUCUUCGUGCUACGUGACCAGCCCAUUGCCACUUCAGCUUGCUUAUCCUUCGACCUAUGUCGGUUAUUUUGGUCCUUCUACGGAUAUCCUCUUUUCGGAUUCUAUCAAAGCAACUCCGAGCAUAGCAAUUACAGAAUAACUUACCCAAUAAAUAUUCUCUGGUAUAGGUAUUCCAACAAUGAUAUGUCACUUACCUGAAAAACAAAAAGUAAUACAUAAACAAAAAAUUUUUUGUUUCUUAAUUCUUAUAACUAGAUAAAACAGUAUUUUUUAUUUUAUUUUAUUUAUUUAAGGCAAAGAAACAGCUAAAAUAAUACAUAAUUAUAUAGUUAAAUAGUAAUUUGGUAGCCACUAGAAUUUGCACAAAAUAAAAUACAAGUAAACAACACACAAAAUUAGACAAUACUAAAUUAAACAAAAUUAAACAAACUAUUAAAAACAACAGCAACAUUGUCAAUAAUAAUGCUCAGAAGCUAAUAAAACAUUUUUUCAGAAAAACAUUAAAUAGAAAUUAACCCUUAAAUAGCCGAAGUUUCGAAUUUGAUACAGGGAUUUGCAUUGUUUUAUUGUUAAAUAAAUUUUAAUAUUUUGAUUACCGUAAUGCCUAAAGUAUCAAAAAUAAUACCAAAUGUUUUUUUUCAAAAUAAAUAUAUAAAAAUAUC
This is a messenger RNA of Galleria mellonella (greater wax moth), 6061 nucleotides long. RefSeq names its product acetylcholinesterase-like. Lineage: Eukaryota; Metazoa; Arthropoda; Insecta; Lepidoptera; Pyralidae. The record is from RefSeq and is a predicted model, not a curated record. Bases 81 to 1757 code for a protein of 558 amino acids. The transcript is spliced from 3 exons.